Molecule: messenger RNA, 2772 nt
Organism: Prunus mume (Japanese apricot)
Lineage: Eukaryota; Viridiplantae; Streptophyta; Magnoliopsida; Rosales; Rosaceae
Source: RefSeq, a predicted model, not a curated record
AUCUGUACUAACCGAUUCUUCCUCAAGGCGAGUAUUUUAGUUUUCUGAUCAUCCUCUAUCUCCUCUCCAUUUAUUGGCUAAGCAAGAAAAAAAAAAGAGAAGAUAAAUUUCUGAUUGUAUAUUUUUUUAAACGUUUGGUCUUUGGAAGGAGAGGCGGCUGAAGCUGCUACAAUCAACUCAUCAACUUCUGCUUCUAGCCAAUCUGCUGGAGCUUCCAUGGCCCUAGAGAACAUGCCACCAUUUCCGGUUCCAAUCAAACUUACGAGUGAUAUAUAUAACUAUCAGCAGUGGAAAUCUUUCUCUCUUUCAUAUUUUGACCACCACCGUCUUUCCGGAAUCAUUCAUGGAACAGAGCCUCGUCCUGGGCUAUUUGAGUCUACCUUUGGUAGUUGGUCCGGCAGUGAUUGGUUCGACAGAGAUCAACAGGCUAUGAAUUGGAUGAAAGACACUCUAUCUGGUAGUCUCCAACAAAUAGUCAUGGCUGGAGCUGACUCUUCACGAAAGGUCUGGCUAAAUCUUGAGCAACACUUCGCCUGUCUCUGUCAUGCUCGCAUCUAUCAGCUUAAAUCUUAUCUACACAGAGUGAAGAAAGAUCCCACCAUUCCGAUGGCUAACUAUCUGGAAAAAAUCAAACAGGUGGCGACCGAUCUCGCAGCCGCCGGUGCUCCUGUGGAAUAUCAAGAACUCCUCCAUGUACACAUCCUGGUGGGAUUACCAGAGGAGUACAAUCCCGUUCGUAAAAGGAUAGAACACUGUCCAGUAAGUAGUUGGGAUGAGUUGUGCGACUUAUUGUUGAAAGAGGAAAUGCGUCUGGAUCCACAGAGCACAUUAAGACUUAGAUAUGCUUCUCCUGCCUCUCCUCCUCAAGAAAAAGAAGAGUACGCAAUCGGGAUCGAUCUGGGAACAACCUAUUCCCGCGUAGCGGUGUGGCACAAGGAUCAUGUAGAGGUUAUUCUGAACGAUCAUGGGAACAGGAAGACUGCAUCUUAUGUUGCCUUCACUGAAACUGAUGAGACUAAUUUGGUAGGUGAUGCAGCAUUUAACCAAGUCGUCAGAAACACAGCCAACUCCAUCUUUGAUACAAAGAGGUUAAUCGGUAGGAGAUUCAGUGAAGCCUCUGUUCAAAGUGAUGUGAAGCUCUGGCCAUUCAAGGUCAUUGAAGGUCCAGGUGACAAGCCCGUGAUUGUGGUCACCCACAAUGGCCAAGAGAAACAAUGUUCUGCUGAAGAUAUCUCAUCCAUGGUUCUGGUAAAGAUGAGGAAGAUUGCCGAGACCCACUUGGGCUCAACUGUGAAAAAUGCAGUUAUCACGGUCCCUGCUUACUUCAAUGACUCGCAGCGCCGAGCUACAAAAGAUGCAGGCAUCUCUGCUGGCCUAAAUGUGUUGCGUAUUAUGAAUGAACCAAGUGCUGCUGCCAUUGAUUAUGGCCUUAACAAGAAGGCCGGUUGGAGUAGCCCAAGAAACGUGAUGAUAUUUGAUUUGGGUGGUGGCACUUUAGAUGUGUCAUUGCUUACCAUGAGCAGUUCUGGUGACUUUAAAGUCAAGGCAACGGCUGGAGACACUCACCUUGGCGGCCAAGACUUCGAUAAUAGAUUGGUGAACUACUGUGUUGAGGAAUUCAAGAGGGAGCAUAAAUUGGACGUUAGUGGAAACAAGAGAGCUCUUAGGAGGUUAAAAAAUGAAUGUGAGAAGGCAAAGAAAAGACUCUCAUUUGAGUCUGACAUUGAUGUUGAAAUUGACUGUUUGUGUGAAAAUACUGAUUUCGCCAUAACUUUUACUCGUGCCAUAUUUGAACAACUAAACGGGGAAUUAUUUACCAAGUGUAUGGAGCCUGUGAAGAAGUGCUUAAAGGAUGCUAACAUGGAUGUAAGCCGUGUCGACGAUGUUGUUCUUGCUGGUGGCUCUACUAGAAUUCCCAUGGUGCAACAGCUAUUGCGGGAAUUUUUCAAGGGGAAGGAGCUGUGCAAGGGCGUUAAUCCGGAUGAGGCAGUGGCAUAUGGCGCCGCGGUUCAAGCAGCAGCCUUGACUGGGAAUGGAAAGGGGGAGUUUUUUCAGGACUACACUCUCAAGGACGUCACUCCUCUGACACUUGGUGUGGAGGUUGCAGAUAAUAAGAUCAUAAAGUUGAUUCCAAGAAACUCUCUAAUUCCCGAGAAGAAGAUACUAACGUUGCUCACUUCUACGGAUGACCAAGCUUCGCUCAAAUUUCACGUAUGGGAGAGUGAGAGUAGCAUACCAGCAAAUCUCAACCAUUUGGCUGAAUGCACCAUCCUCGACAUUCCUCCAGCUCCCAAACGUGUUCAUAAAUGCGAAGUUUUAUUUGAAAUUGAUCCUGAUGGCAUCUUGAGUGUCUCUGCUGUCGAUAAGUCCACUGGCCAAAAGAAGGAGAUCAUAAUCAACCGUGACAAACCAAACUACUCUGAGCGAAUUCAGAGAACUAAGAGAUGAGGUAAGAAAUAAUAAUCUAUAUCCCUUGCUACCGCUGAAAUAGCAUAUAAUGAUAUCAAUUUGACAUAUCUCUACUUUGUUUACUUGUAGCAGGUUAUAUUGUUUUAGGGUGAAAUCAUGUGUUUAUUUUUUCUUUUUUUGUGAUCUACUUCAUCCACGGGAUAUUUGCAGAUCAGAUAUUGCUUACCAACUAUGGCCGUCUACGCUACUCCGCAUUGCAGAACUCAAUUAUCCUCACUGUUUUCUUGUUAAUACUUAAUUAUAUAUUACUCUUUAUAUUUUAACUGUGUAACGUUUAAGUUGUGCUAUAAAUUUGAAUAUUUU